UAAUGAAAUUGUUAUUAGGGAUAGGGAAUAACAAGACGCAGAUUCUGUGGACCCGAAAUAGAAGUUCUCAUCAACAGAAAUUAUUUGUUAUACCGCAAUCAUGGAAGGAUCAAAAAUUAAUUACUAUUAAUUACUAUUAUUUGUUAUACCGAAGCUUGAUUUAAAAGAUUGUUCGGGUUAUUUGUGUUUAACACGAGCCCAAUAAUAAUCAAAUUAAGCUGAAUUUAGAUCCAAAAACGAUGAAUCAAGCGCCCAGGCCCGCUGCCUGGCUCUUUUGCACCCCAACCACCAGCAAGUAGUCGAGUUCAAUUGUCUCUUCCUCACCCUGACGUCACCACUAUUCCUCCCGCUCACAAAACAUUCUCAUCCCGAGCGGAGGCCCUGGCCGCUUAACGCUCUGCAUCCCCCAAGAAACGCUUCACCACUUUCCAUCCCAAAAAAAAACUUCACCACCUUUCAUCCGCAGCCUUACGUGAAGCCGCCAAUUCCAUCCGCGGAUAAUACUUUACCGAAAAAACGAGAGAAAAAUUGGGAAGCCGAAAGGAAAAAAAAUGGAGAGCCGAAAGCUUAUAAAAACCAACAAAUGUUUUUUUCAAGAAAUAAACACCAAAAAAUGUUACCCUGCGGCCUUUUCUCCCUACUACUGCCUCUCCUCUUCCUCCUCCGAUCCACCACGAUCUCCACCUCCGGUGACCGCACCUGUAUCUCACUCCACAUGUACCGCUACCUCCUCCUUUCCUCCCUAUUAGUUUUAACAUGGAGUCCGAGUCCGGUCACCGGUGCGCCCCAGGCCAACCUCUUAAACUUCGGCUGCAGCCAGUACAACGUCUCCGACUCCGCCGUCUUCUUCGCCAACCUCAACGCCAGCUACGCCGACCUUCGCGCGCAGAUCUCCAACUCCUCCUCCUCCUCCUCCUUCGCCACCGCCCAGCACCCGCGCGCCUCCGACCCCGUCUACGUCCUCUUCCAGUGCCGCCCCUACCUCUCCCGCGCCGACUGCCUCGCCUGCCUCGCGGCGGCGGAGGCCCGGAUCCACAACUGCUCCGCCGCCAACGGCGCCCGCGUCACCCUCGACGGCUGCUUCCUCCGCUGCGAGAGCUCCCUCUUCUUCGACCAGGGCACCCUCCCCGGCAACGUCGGGAUUUGCAGCGGCCGAACCACGCCGAACGCGGCGGCGGCCGUGGGGCUGGUGCGCAACCUCGUCGUCGCCACGCCGCGGAUCGCCGGGUUCUUCGCCGCGGCGGAGAGGGGCGGGGUAUACGGGGCGGCGCAGUGCGUGGAGACGGUGAACAAGAGAGGGUGCUCGCAGUGUCUUCAGGUGGCGCUCAAGAAUAUCCAGGGGUGCCCGCCGGACUCCGACGGGAGGGCGGUGGAUGCAGGGUGCUUUCUGAGGUACUCCAACGCCGCCUUCUUCCCGGCCAAUGAGACGGUAGAUCUUGCUCCCUUCUUGGAUUCAGGGGUGUUGAACAAACUGGAAGCCAUCAUUGGAGGAGUUGUAGGUGGAGUUGCGGGUCUGAUGCUUCUAGGUCUGGUGGCAUUCAUGUGGGUCAGACAGUCAAAAAGGCCCGAGAAGGCUCAAAAAGGAGACAUAUUAGGGGAAACAGAACUCCAGGUUCCAUUGAACUUUCAUUACAAGGAUCUGAAAAUUGCAACAAAGAAUUUCAGCGAGGAAAAUAAACUGGGAGAAGGAGGCUUUGGAGAGGUAUACAAGGGGGUACUGAAAAAUGGCAAAAUAGUUGCGGUGAAAAAACUGGCAAUUGCUAGAACCAGCAGGGCAAAGGCUGAUUUCCAGAGUGAGGUGAAGCUUAUAAGCAUUGUUCAUCACCGAAAUCUGGUUCGUCUUCUUGGAUGUUCUAGUGAAGGCCCUGAUCUGCUGCUUGUUUAUGAGUACAUGGCAAAUAGCAGCCUUGAUAAGUUCCUAUUUGGUGACAGACAUGGAACCCUCAAAUGGAAACAAAGAUUUGAUAUAAUUGUUGGGAUGGCUCGAGGUCUUGCAUAUCUGCAUCAGGAAUUCCAUGUCCGUAUCAUACACCGUGAUAUAAAGUCUAGUAAUAUACUACUUGAUGAGGAUUUUCAGCCCAAAAUUGCAGAUUUUGGCCUGGCAAGGCUUCUUCCAAGCGAUCAGAGUCAUCUCAGCACCAAAUUUGCAGGAACCUUGGGUUAUACAGCACCUGAGUAUGCAAUUCAUGGACAGCUAUCUGAGAAAGUUGAUACAUACAGCUAUGGAGUUGUUGUCCUUGAAAUAGUUAGUGGUCGGAAGAGCAAUGACAUAAAGCUUGAGCCUGAGACUCAGUACCUUCUUGAAUGGGCUUGGAAACUAUAUGAAAAUGGGAAGUUGAUCGAUCUGGUGGAUGGAACCUUGGAUCCAAAUGGAUAUAGGCCAGAAGAAGUUAAGAGAGUUAUUGAGAUAGCUCUCCUUUGCACCCAGUCCACAGUGGCUGCAAGGCCCACCAUGUCUGAGGUCGUUAUUUUGCUGCUGAGCAAUGGCGGACCUAUGCUGCAGCCUACAAGCCCUACCUUCAUAGAUGCAACAAGUAGGGUUCGUGGAGACAUAUUCUCCUCCACUGGCUUAUCUUCUUCAUACAACGUGACUGCUUCCAUAUCACAACUUUCAGCCCGAUGAGGUUGCUAUCAUGAAUUAGAAAUGAUUCUCAGGUAAACAAUAAGGAGGACUAUUAGAAGCUGGAGCAUGCAGAGGACAUGUAAAUAGCUGGAGCAUGGAAUCUUUGCAAUGUAAUAUGAAAGGUGAUUUUAGUUUCAAAUUUGUGGAUUGCUUGGUCAGCAUUUGAAGCAGUGUAUUACAGUGUCAUGCGUGACAUUGUGCAGCUCCAAGGAUAAGUGUUUGCAGUAAAUAAGACUUAAGAUUGGCUAUAAACAUGUUAGAUGAUUGUGUCCUCUAUUCUCUGAGAAAAGGCCUGGAAUUUUAGCAGUUGGAGCAAAUUUUAGAAUCACCACUGAGCAUUUUGAGUAUUGGAUGAUUGGCCUUGAGGAUUAGUUCGAUGAUUUAAAACACCAGCUUUUGAAGGUCCCUUGUUACAUUACAUGUACAUGAUUGGUAUUUGAAUUUUGAUUAUUUAGCCAUCAUCCGAUUACAGUGGCCAUUGUAUUGUAAGAAUAAUGGCUAUUUUGUUUUAAAUUUUUACUGCA
Messenger RNA from Phoenix dactylifera (date palm), 3147 nucleotides. The record is from RefSeq and is a predicted model, not a curated record. NCBI's taxonomy places the organism in Eukaryota, Viridiplantae, Streptophyta, Magnoliopsida, Arecales, Arecaceae.